Cuscuta campestris is the source of this 3000-nucleotide messenger RNA. NCBI's taxonomy places the organism in Eukaryota, Viridiplantae, Streptophyta, Magnoliopsida, Solanales, Convolvulaceae. The record is from the annotation of a GenBank genome assembly.
AAAAAAUCUCAAAAAAGGAACCCUAGCCGGGAAAGCUCCCAAAUUCCCAACCAGAUCUGAAUUUCGGAGUGCCCCGUCGGUGGAAUGUGAAGCUUUCCUCCUCUCGCAUCAUCCGCCGCGUAUUCAACCGGCGCCGGAUUCACCUCUUCCGGAUUCUUCCAAACUGAGCGGCGCCCUUACCACGUCCGCCGCUCAUUCCGCCGUUGCCUGAAAAAAACUCCACUCAGAACGCUGCUCCUUGCUCCGUCGUGUCCUGGCCGUGUCCCGGGCCUUUGUCCUUGUACCCGGUCAGCCAGACUCCACAGUGGCCGCCGCGUGAUUUUUCCGCAGGCCUCUUUCAUCACCACAAAUUCAAAUGUAUAUAUUGUGAAGAGAUUUGAUCAUACAUGUGAAACACAGGGAGCAGCCCUCUCCAACAAAGCAUCAAUUUGCAUAUUUUGAAUAUUAUUCUGCAAAUAUGGUGCUCAGCGGAAUUUCAAAAUCUUUUACUGCAUUAGUGGCUAGUUUCUCGACCCUAAAGACCCCUACUUCCCCCUAUGUAUCACCUGGUAUUCCACCAUUGUCGGGAUCAGUUCCCAGUGCAGGGCGGAAGAACAAGUUGCGACCCACCUCCUCCCUUCAAGAUUUUUCUGCAUAUCAGCAGAACAGUGCAGAAUAUGACCAUCUGAACCCCGAAACGGAAAGACUAUCAAAUAAAUCAAAGCAAGCAACCUUCUUUGUCAGAGAAAAUGCCGUAUCAAGUUUUUCAAAGGAGAAGGGAUCUCCAAGAAACCAUUCUAAACAGAAGAAGUUGCUGAUAUCUUGUGGAUCGAGGUUCUAUGUUGUUCUUGAUUGCGGCAGCACCGGGACCCGUAUUUAUGUAUACCAAGCGUCAUUUGACCACAAUAAUGAUAAAGGUCUACCUAUUUUAUUGAAAUCAAUGCCGGAAGGUUUCCAGAUAAAGUCAAAAUCCCACAGUGGAAGGGCUUAUAACCGAAUGGAAACGGAACCGGGCCUUGACAAGUUGGUCCACAACAUAUCUGGCUUGAAUAGGGCAAUUAAGCCACUAAUUCAGUGGGCAGAGAAUCAAAUCCCUAAAAAUGCUCACAAGAGUACUUCCUUAUUUCUUUAUGCCACGGCUGGGGUCCGUAGGCUACCUGAUUCAGAUUCUAAAUGGAUUCUUGACAAUUCUUGGUCCCUUUUAAGAAGCUCACCAUUCUUGUGCAAGAGAGAGUGGGUGAAAAUCAUCAGCGGGGAAGAUGAAGCUUAUUUUGGAUGGAUAGCUUUGAAUUAUAAUGCCGGUGUACUAGGGACAACUAAACCCAAAAAGGAAACAUUUGGUGCACUUGACCUGGGGGGAUCAUCACUUCAGGUUACUUUUGAGAGUAAUGAGGAGAGUUCCAACAAUUAUGCAUCAACUAGGUUAAAUCUGAGAAUCGGCCAUCUCAACUACCAACUCACUGCAUAUUCCUUGCCGGGAUAUGGCCUUAAUGAUGCUUUUGACAAGUCUGUGGCUUAUCUUCUCAGGAAGAAGUAUCCUAAGGUUAACAAUGCAGAUUUGGUUAGUGGAAAUGUUGAGGUCAAACAUCCUUGUUUGCAGUCUGGUUACAAGGAGAAAUAUGUUUGUUACAGCUGUGUUUCUACAUCUCCCGGAAGUGAGAAUUCUCCUAGUGGUGCAAGAAAAGAGUUUACUAAAGGAGGAAAGCACGGAGUCUCCAUUCAGCUCAUUGGAGCUCCAAAAUGGGAUGAGUGCAGCUCGAUUGCAAAUAUUGUUGUCAAUUCAUCUGAGGGGUCUUUUGAAGGGAGGCGUCCACAUCCAAGUGGACAGUUUUAUGCAAUGUCUGGUUUUUUUGUGGUGUACCGUUUUUUCAAUUUGACUUCGGAUGCAACCUUAGAUGUUGUUUUACAGAAGGGGAAAAAAUUUUGCAAGAAAAAUUGGGAUAGCGCAAAGAAGAGUGUUGCACCCCAACCUUUUAUAGAACAGUAUUGUUUCAGGGCACCGUAUAUUGCAUUUCUAUUGCGAGAAGGGUUAAAUGUUAGAGAUGGUAAUAUAAUUAUUGAUUCUGGAAGAACCACAUGGGCACUUGGAGUUGCUCUAUUUGAAGCUGGAAAGGAAGUCUCAAAUAAGAUCGAUUCUCAGAGAUAUGAGUUAUUUCGGACAAAGGUUAAAACGAUUCUUCCAUUGGUUGGUUUAGUUGCUUCUUUGUUUGUUAUUUUUUGUGCGUUGUUAUGUAUUGGAAACUUGAUUCCCAAGUUCUUCGGGAAGCCCUAUCUUCCCCUUUUCAGGCAUAAUAAUGCCUCAACUGCAUCUAUUAUGCCUAAUCCCUUCAGGUUCCAGCGUUGGAGUCCUAUCAAUACAGGGGACGGGAGAGAGAAAUUACCACUGAGUCCAACAAUAGCGUCUACUCAGCGAAGUGGAUAUGGUUUCGGGGGCAAAGGGGUGCAGCUGGGCGAAGGCCUUUCUUCACUGUACACAUCAUCUAGCGGCGUAUCACAUAGUAGUUCAUCUGGUUGUUUGGUUGGGCAAAUGCAGUUUGGUAGUAAUGACACUAUGGGUUCUUUCUGCCCCCCACACAGAAGCCAACAACGACUUCAAAGCAGGAGAUCACAAUCCCGAGAAGACCUCCACUCUUCACUGGCUGAUUCUAACUUGGCAAAGGUUUAAAUCCCCAGUACUCUCUCUCUCUCUUAAACAGUCAUCCCAAAGAUAACCUCGUUGUGAAAAUGCCACGUGGCAAUAGACGCUGGUUCCACCUGGGCCUACAAAAUUGAAGACUCUCUUCCCCUCUUUGCUCUCUAGAGUUCAUAAAGCACCAACCGGAGGAAAAGAAUGGUAAUGUGAAGGAUUUGAAGUUUGUGAAUAGUCUUCUGAAUUUACUUUGAUUUUUGAUACUUAGGUUAGUCCUUUCACAAAAUUUGGGUCAAGAACACUUGCGCUCGGCUCGGAUAUCCCCUAAUGUUAAGGGUAGCCAACAUCAAAUCUUGAGUUAUAAGGUAUAUAUUGCUCUUACUUCAGGGUAG